Oppia nitens is the source of this 1455-nucleotide messenger RNA. RefSeq names its product mitochondrial ribosome-associated GTPase 2-like. The record is from RefSeq and is a predicted model, not a curated record. Gene Ontology annotation, cellular component: mitochondrion. Gene Ontology annotation, molecular function: magnesium ion binding; GTP binding; GTPase activity. The transcript has a single exon. The coding region runs from base 64 to 1455 and encodes 463 amino acids. NCBI's taxonomy places the organism in Eukaryota, Metazoa, Arthropoda, Arachnida, Sarcoptiformes, Oppiidae.
UAUGAACGGCGUUUCAUAGAAAACAUUGUAAACAUUGAUUGAAAUGCCUUUAAGUAUUGAAAAAUGUGUUUACAAUUAAUGCGAUUAUCAUUGAAUAGACAUCAAUGGUGUCGACAAAGAGUUAUAGGAAGUGAUGGAUGUGUCGGUCAUUUGUGGCAACAGAUACGGUGUCUGAAGGCAUCACAUAUUUGGUCAGAUUUUUCCGAUAACGAAGAAAACAAUUCAAAACGAAAACAACGACUAAUAUUGAAAUCGGGUUUUGAGUCCGAAUCGGAACAAAUUCUUUCAAAUCUUCAGGAGUUGUCCGACAAUAAUACAGGAAGUGAUUACUGGAGUCAUUGGGACGAUGAAGUGGAUCCAGUUAUCAGAGGUGUAAAAUCAAAUGCUAUACCAUUGAGAAGCCAUAAACAUAAGUCAAUAUAUGACAGAAAAAAUUAUUUCAUUGACUGUAAGCGAGUCAAGUGUUUUGGUGGUAAAGGUGGUGAUGGGAUGAUCUGUUUCCUUAAACUUUUUUGUAAUCCUAUGGCUGGUCCCAGUGGUGGUGAUGGUGGUAAUGGUGGUCAUAUCAUACUUGAAGCCGAUAAACAAAUUAAAAGUUUAGCAAAUUUAGACUCAUUAUUGAGAGCCGAAUCGGGAGAGAAUGGUAUGAGUAAAGACAUGAGUGGUAAGGAUGGCAAACAUAUGAUAAUUAAAGUUCCCGUCGGCACACUUGUCAAAGACGAUGAAACACAUAGACUUAUUGCCGAUCUCGAUGUCAACGAAUCUAAAUUUCUUGCGGCCCGAGGAGGACAGGGAGGCAAAGGAAAUCAUUAUUUCUUAGACAAUAUCAACAGACAUCCAAAAGUUGCAGAAAUUGGAGCAAUUGGAGAGUCAAAGACUUACAUUUUUGAAUUGAAAACUAUGGCCCACUCGGGUUUAGUUGGCUUUCCUAACUCUGGAAAGUCCACACUUUUAAGUGCCAUUUCACGGGCCAAACCUAAAGUAGCGAACUAUCCGUUCACAACAUUGAAUCCUACGGUUGGUAUCAUUGAAUACGAUGAUUACGAACAGUUAGCUGUUGCUGACUUACCCGGUCUUAUAGAGGGUGCCCAUCAAAAUAGAGGGUUAGGAAUAGCCUUUUUAAGGCAUAUUGAGCGAUGUGUUUGUCUAAUUUAUGUCAUCGAUUUAACGGUUGACGAUCCCUAUAAACAAUUGUUGUGUCUAAUGUCAGAACUGGAUCACUACAAGAAAGGUCUGUCUAAGCGACCGCAUGCCAUAGUGGCCAAUAAAAUUGACGCUCCCGGAGCUGAACACAGACUCAAACAAUUGAUUGAAAGUGUGGGUAAAACAGAUUUCCGGAUAAUUCCCAUUUCAGCAAAAUAUGGCAUUAAUUUAAGUGAAUUAUUAAAUUAUUUUCGAGAGUUAUAUGAUUUAUAUAAUUAUAAGCAUAAUAAUGAAAACGGAUUAAUUUGGUAA